AUGUUACGUGCCAUCAUUCUAGCAGUACUGGCCGAUACAACGUACGGCGCAGGCUGCUCCGCGUUAUCCCUCGCUAACGGUCAAGUAAUUUACAAUCCGCCUCCAGUGUUUGCCGUAGGAACGAGCGCUAGUGCACUGUGCAACUCAGGAUUUUCUUUAGUUGGAACAUUAUCUACUAUCUGCAAUAAUGACAACUGGCAGUACGAGUUGGGACAAUGUGUGCAGAAUAAUGCUCCACCUGCAGCACAAGCGGGUACCCAGUGUCUGAACGCUGUCGUUCUGGGUGGAAAAGUCACUUAUGACGCUAAUGGGACACAUCAGUGGAACAAGCCUGAUGGUGCAACAGUCACAGUUGAAUGUAACCGAGGUUAUGAGCUGAACGGCCCCUCUCAAGCCAAAUGCUCGAAUGGCAUGUGGACCCCAACUCUGGGAAUUUGCCUACUGAAAACUUGCACCAGAUUAUUGCCGCCCGUGCAGCCAUGCUCUGCUUUAGCGGCUCCUGCUGGCGCUUCACUCACUUAUUCGAAUAGCAGCAGUGCCCAGUUGUUUGCAUCAGGGACCUUGGCCAUAAUGAACUGCACAACCGGCUAUCCCGAAGGACCGAGAGCUGCUUCGUGCACCAACGGAACCUGGACACCCUCCAGUCUCGGGACAUGUACUCCAAUGGCAACUCCCCCCACUGCUGCUGGAAAAUGCUCGCCAAAAGUUGUUCUCAACGGACGCGUUGACUACAGUGAUAAUGGCGUGUUGAAGUUCCAAAGAGAUGACGGAGCGAUGGCUACGCUAACCUGUUUUUCGAAUAUGGUUCCCGAAGGACCCACUUCGUCUUACUGCCAGAACGGGACUUGGACGCCUGAACUUGGUACUUGCUACGGUCGUUGUCUGCGAUGA
This is a messenger RNA of Cooperia oncophora, 891 nucleotides long. The record is from the annotation of a GenBank genome assembly. NCBI's taxonomy places the organism in Eukaryota, Metazoa, Nematoda, Chromadorea, Rhabditida, Trichostrongylidae.